Thrips palmi is the source of this 2980-nucleotide messenger RNA. RefSeq names its product repressor of RNA polymerase III transcription MAF1 homolog (gene Maf1). Bases 677 to 1378 code for a protein of 233 amino acids. Gene Ontology annotation, biological process: negative regulation of transcription by RNA polymerase III. The transcript has 6 exons. Gene Ontology annotation, cellular component: nucleus. Gene Ontology annotation, molecular function: RNA polymerase III core binding. The record is from RefSeq and is a predicted model, not a curated record. NCBI's taxonomy places the organism in Eukaryota, Metazoa, Arthropoda, Insecta, Thysanoptera, Thripidae.
UUGCCUCCAUUUUGUUUUGUGUUAGUUGAACAACUGAAAGCGGCGUACGAGAAUAUUCCCCUGUCAGUGUCAUAGAAGUUUAGUAUCGACCGUGAAAAUUUUGUGAAUCGCUGUCUAGAGGCUCUGCAAUCUCACCCGGGCUUUCUUGAAAAGUACGCAGGACUCAGUGAUUGAUCCGAUGUGAAAAUCGGGUCGCUUUUCCCUGCGUUGACCUUUUCUUUGAAGGGGUCGCCUUCGGCCGAGGGCAUCAGUGGCUUUGUUUGUAAACAUCCACACAAAGCUCGACUGGAUUUCCAAACCGAGACGCUCGAUAUUUCCAGUGUCCUCCUGUGCGAAAGUGGGACUUAACCGACCUUUAUUUUGUGAUGUACGCACGGGAAAACAUCCAACAAGUCUUUGCGCUGCAAUCCGACCAAUACGCUGUGUCAAGCUUCAGCCUCCUUCACUCAAGGAGAAAAGGAAUCUUUCUGCACCCCAGAAUUAUGAUCAAAAACUCUCCUGCACCGCAAAAUUUAAAUUGUGCACCGAUACAAACUUUAUAUUAAGUCUUUUGUGAAGUCCGAUUGUGAUUGGAAACCCUUUGACUUGUACCUGAUAAGGAGGCCUGAUAAUAAGCGACUGAAAUUGACGCACCAGUUUGCCUUCUGUGUACAUUUCUUCCUCUGACAAAAUCAACAUGAAGCUCCUCGAAAGUUCAAGGUUUGAAGCCAUAAACAGUAACCUCUGCAUCAAGACAGGGGACAGCAAAAUAGUCGGCAGAAUUGAGAGUUACUCCUGCAAGAUGGCUGGUACAGACAAGCAGCUUUACAAGCGGUUCAAUUCUGAGCAGGGUACAAGCCCUCAGGACCUUCAGGCGCUUUCCCCACCUCAAGGAUCCAUUGGGGUGUCUCCCCAUAAUUAUUUCAGCCGCAGUGUGUCAGGCGAUGAGGAAGGCCCGUUAUGCGAUACCAUCAGUCGCAAAACACUUUUCUAUUUGAUUGCAACCCUCAAUUCGGCAUUCCAACCGGAUUAUGAUUUUUCUGAUGCCAAGAGUCACGAAUUCAGCAAAGAACCAAGUCUUCUUCAUGUGAUGAAUGCGGUGGACAGCAAUCUUAGUGCCACUGCAGGGGAACAGUACCGAGCUAUGAGGUCCCAACUUUGGGCUGCAGUUGAAGAUGAGAUUUCUAUGGCUGAAUGUGACAUUUACAGCUACAAUCCAGACUUGGCAUCUGAUCCCUUUGGAGAAGAUGGGUGUCUUUGGUCUUUCAACUAUUUCUUGUACAACAAGAAAAUGAAGCGCAUUGUUUUCUUCACUUGCAGAGCCAUCAAUCCUAUUUAUUCCAUGGAUUCAGGACUCGGUGAUGAAUUUGCCAUGGACGAAGAUGAAGAAGGUUAUUAAAUGUGUAUUCGCGUCUGAAGUUUGCCAGUACUAAAUCCAAACUGUGCCUUCUCAUAUGGAAUAUCAUAACUUGGGCUAUUCAAUCUAUUUGUAGAGUAUUUGAACCUCAGUAGUUCUUUGUGUCUUGUAGAAAUCACAAAGAAGAAUUGUUAUUUAAAGUUGUUUGUGAGACCUUGCAUUUUUGCAAGCUGUAACCAUCCAAGAAUCUCUCUACAUCAAUCAGGAAAGAAGAGAUUUUGCCAUCUGUGCAUGUUUAUGGAGGUUUUUAUGUCAGCGUUGGUUUUGUUGUAAGUGCUUUUGUUGUCUGAAGUAGAUCUCAAUCAAGAGUAGAAGCUGUACAAUGUAUAUUUGUACUUAAAAGGAGACUGACUGGAUCUGGUUUUUAUUUUAUAACAAUCAUGUAUUCAUUUCAUUAUUGUAAUAUGGUAGUUUGCUUUAUAAUUUCUUAGUGUGAACUUAAAAUUUCAUUCUUUUAACCAUCGACCUUUUUAAUGUAAUGUCGUGAGCUGCUCCUUGGUUUGCCACUUUCUGUAGUUAUUUUUCCUGACUUUUCUUGCCCCUUUUUGAGUGUCUACCAGGGAAGAAACCUUUCUUUUUAAUUUGUGGUGUGUGGAUCUAGAUGUUCCUGUGCCCUUAGCAGUAUUGACAUUGGUCAAAGUUCAUGAGUUAGUUUUAGUUAACCAUUAAAUCUUCUGGAUUGUAUUCUGAUUUAAUGGCUCUCACACGUCCUAGAACAAAUGCUAGUCUUUUUUACUUGAUUUCUUUUCAGAUUCGUGAUAAAAAGUCAUCAUCAGUGAUAAAAAUUGUUUAAAAUUACUUCAGAAAGUUGGGGGAAUCAUUUUGGAAAGUGAUGUCUAAUUGAUAAUUGAGGUAUUGCAUACAUGAUUUGCAAAUGCAAGGUAUGAUCAUUCUUCAUUCAUUCUUCAUUCAUCAUGUUUGAUGCUUUCUCACAUGGUUCUCAUGUGUUGCUUCUGCAACUUUGUUUUGUUCACAUACAAAUACUCAAGUAUUGAUUUUUGAGUGACCUCACGUUUAUGUAGCUUUUCUUUUAGAUUCCCCUAAACUCUGCCUAACCAAUAGUUAUUCUAUUCUAUAAUAUUAUAUGAUAAAUACAUUUAUUUAUGGAUGAAAUUAAGUCUUCAAAAAUGUUUAAUUAUUAUUAGUGAUAGUCAAGUUUGUGGUGGAGCCUUGCUAAGUUUUCAAAGUUUACUCUCUUUCUUAAAAAAACAAAAAAAAAAAACAAACAAAAAGUUUGGCCAAACACCACAGUUGAUUAUUCAGAUUCAUAGCAUUUCCUAACAGUUAACGUUGUGUACCUUUUGUGCUCAGUCGUUCUACUAUUGUGAGCUGUAGUAAGUGCUGUGAGUUAUCACAUAUUGUUAGGUGUAUAUAUUAUUCCUCUAAAUAAUUGAAUGUUUGAACUAUGCUAUAUUUGAAGAUGUAUAUUCUUUUCACAAUUAAUUUCUUAAGUCAUAUCCUCCUUAACCCUAAUACUGUUGACUUUGACCAGAAGUGCUAUUAUGAUAGUUUAAUUCAGUAGAUCCAUGUUUUUCCUCUGUAAAUAUGUUCGCCCAUUCUUCCAAAUAUAAUGUUUAAAUGUGA